CUAAUCUGUUAUGAAAAGAACUAUAACGUCUUAAAAUCCUUUCUGAUAGCUGACCAAACCGUGCGAAUUCUCCUUGUGGCUGUGAAUUAAGCGCCUUUUAAUACAGGAAACGUAGUUAAUGACGACUGCGCGCAAAGCGCCAAUUGAAGUCUGCUUGAGUGUGUGUAACCCGCAGCACUUCCCAAACUCAUCAGACUGCAGCGCUGAGCGCGCGGAGAGGGACUGACGGCGCUCAGUUUACGCAAACGGAGGACAUACGUUCGGCUUUGGCUAAUUUCGACUGUUGUGAUGCGCAUUCCCGUAGAUCCCAGCGCCGGCCGGAGGUUCAGUCCGCCGGUGUCGGUGAAGAUGAAUGAUGUGAACCCUAGCGCAGGACAGCAGCAGCAGCAGCAGCAGGACAGCGCGGUGGUGCCAAGACUCCGCGCGCAAGAGAACCGCUCCAUGGCCGAGAUCAUCGCCGACCACCCCGCAGAACUGGUGCGGACCGACAGUCCAAACUUUCUCUGCUCGGUUUUGCCUUCUCAUUGGAGGUGUAAUAAAACGCUACCUGUUGCGUUUAAGGUGGUGGCCCUGGGAGAGGUUCCUGACGGGACGGUGGUCACAGUGAUGGCUGGGAAUGAUGAGAAUUAUUCAGCUGAGCUCAGGAAUGCUUCAGGUGUAAUGAAGAACCAGGUGGCCCGCUUCAACGAUUUGCGCUUUGUGGGCCGAAGCGGAAGAGGGAAGAGCUUCACCCUGACGAUUACAGUAUUCACAAACCCACCGCAAGUGGCCACUUACCACAGAGCCAUAAAGGUCACGGUGGACGGACCGCGGGAGCCCAGGAGGCACAGGCCGAAGCUGGAUGACUCGCCGAAGGCCGGACUCUUCUCUGACCGCCUCAGUGAACUGGAGCGUAUCCGGCAGACCACCAUGCGGGUUACCAUGCCAACACAAACGCCACGGCCCUCGCUUAGCAACCCCAACUCCUUCACACCUCAGGGGCAGACGCAGAUAACAGAUCCACGCCAGGCUCAAUCUUCCCCACCUUGGUCAUAUGACCAGACGUACCCAUCCUACCUGGGUCCCAUGGCCUCCCCGUCCGUGCACUCCACCACCCCGCUCUCUUCCAGCCGGGCCACAGGGCUGCCGUCCAUCAGCGAUGUGCCCAGACGCCUCCCAGGUUCGACAGAUCUGAGUCCUUUUCCUGGCCAGUUUGAGCGUCAGUUCCCUGCUUUCUCCUCACUCACCGAGAGCCGGUUUUCCAGUCCCAGAAUGCACUACCCAGCCACCUUCACGUACACGCCCACCCCCGUCACCACCGGAAUGUCCCUCGGCAGCGCUCACUACCACACCUACCUUCCUCCGCCGUACCCCGGCUCCACCCAGAACCAAAGCGGACCCUUCCAGAGCAGCAGCACACCUUAUCUCUACUACGGUGCCUCCUCGGGCUCCUACCAGUUCUCUAUGGUUCCGGGAGGAGACCGAUCGCCCACCCGGAUGAUGCCACCUUGUACUACCGCGUCCACAGGAACCAGCCUGGUUAACCCAAACCUCCCGGUCCAGGCUGAUGGAAGUGGGGGGGUGGAGGGAGACGGUAGUCAUAGCAACUCCCCCACUCUGCUUCAUCCUGCUGGUAGAAUGGACGAAGGCGUGUGGAGGCCAUAUUGAUCAUUGAUCAGUUACGUGAGCAUAGAAACUCCAAACAAACGGCAUGGUUUUAAAGCACAAACCUUACUAGGAUGUUCAUCCUGUCUCGCUGAGCUACUUUCCCUCACUAACAUGAGUAUUUAUGAGCCUGUUAAAAGGGAAGUAUUUUUUACAUUGGACUUUGUUGUUGUUGUACAUUAUUCUGGACCUUUUGACCUCUGGGAAUCAUAGGCGGGAUUAUUUGGAAUUGAAGGAACAGAGAUGGAUGGAGUAUUUUAUUAGCAUUAUGUUAUUAUUUACUUGUCUUGGCAUGUUUUUUAAUAUAUCGUUUAAAGCACUGAACAACACCUGUAUGACUGUUUGUGAUCAAAUAUCUCUUUUUGUGCUUUUUUUUUUUUAAGUUAAGCAUUUAAGUUAUACGUAUUUGAUAAAAGGAUUUAAAGUAACUUAUAAAAGCCAUAGAUUCGUUAAUGUAUUUGGAACUUGAGUCAUAGAGGGAAUAUUUUUGUAAAGCAUCUAUGUUCAAGUUUAUGCAACUAAUUUACGGUAAUUUCUGUGCCUUAAUUGAUCACACAGAGUUGUAUGCUGAAGUCUCUGUGUCUAAGUACACUACAUUUGUAAGCAGUUAAUAUUGCUUGAUACUAAAUACUUUUUCACUGUUUUAAAGCUUUAAACCAAAGAAACAGCCACGGAUGCUCAAAAGUGUUUGCCAAUAUGCUAGAUCAAGCUUCCUUUGAUGUGCAUGUGCUGGGAUAAUUUAUAAUGUUGCUUAAUCAAAUGUGGCUGGGAAAGGUUUCCAGUGGGGGAAUAUUGAAGGUUCUGGAUGUGUCGUACACGGAUAUUCUUUUCCGCAUAACUGGAGCAAUACAUAUCCUCAAAAAAGUGGUAAUAAACUCAGUUAUGGCACUAUAAUACCAGUUGCAACAAUGCAGCUAUAAAUUAUUUUAGUUUUCAACAUAUGAAAUUGUUCUCAAUAUUUUCAGUUUUCAAUGUUUAUAAUAAUAAUAAUAAUACAUGUGUUUCGAGCAGCAAAUCAGCAUAUUAUAUUUAUUUUUAAAAAGGAUCACUGAAGACUGGAGUAAUGAUGCUAAAAAUUCAGCUUUGCAUCACAGGAAUAAAUUACACUUUAACAUAAUGUUCAGAUUUAAUUUAAAUAAUAUUUCACAGCAUUAUUGUUUUUACUCUGUUUUGAGCAAAUAAAUGUUCACAAAAAAGAGACUUCUUUCUAAAACAUUUUAAAAAAUCAUGCCCAAACUUUUGACCAGUUGUGUAGCUAUAUUUUAUUCCAUUGAUAUGGUCAGUUUUGCUAAUGAAAAUCUUCAUUAUCACCACAGAAAUGUGCAAAUUAGCUUCAUAAUUUCAGAAUACUAGUUUUCCUCUUGUUCACCAGUCAUCAACAGACUGAUUUACCCAACUAUAAUUGUCUAACAGAGUUAUACUCAUCAAGUGCCUUACCGCUGGAACUAUACAGACCUCACCAAACAACUGAAAGCUUUCCUCAAAGCAGUGCUCAUUAUUUGGCUUGUAAAGCCUAUAUUUAAGCAAUUAAAUUACAAUAGAGUUGGAUGUGUUUCUGACCUUCUUUAACUUAACAGUUUUCCAGUAUUGCAUGUCUGGUAGGACUAGUCAUGGUUGCUUGAAUUCAUCACAGGAUCCGGGUCUGCAUUCCCAGUUAUCCCAUCCUGACAGCCUCACGGCAUCAAAUCAGGGCGUCUUACCUAUUCGUUGAAAUAGCUGUGAGUGUACGAAAUGUUUACAACAUUCAGAGACAUUCGGAGGUAAAUACACCACCCUAGUUUUGUUAAAUUAUCUCAUUUCUUCUUUUGUAAAUUAGUAUUUAUCUGACAGGUUAACUGAGGGCAAUUUGUGGCAAAUUUGUCCCUGGUUCUUGCAUGCUUUGUUUCCUUUGCACAUCUGUGUUUAAAUGAUCUCGCCUUUCUUCCCUGUGAAAGCCUCUUCUCUUUUAUCCACGGAUAGAAAAGGGGGUUAAGGCAAAUUAUCAUGACAACAGUGAAAGAAAUUGGCUUUUUGGAUUGUUGUAUGUUGUUAUAAUAAAUAAAGUUUUCUUUGUAAGAGAAAUAAAAAUAAUUUUUUGCAAUGA
This is a messenger RNA of Carassius gibelio (silver crucian carp), 3727 nucleotides long. Its product is annotated as runt-related transcription factor 2-like. Gene Ontology annotation, molecular function: RNA polymerase II cis-regulatory region sequence-specific DNA binding; ATP binding; DNA-binding transcription factor activity, RNA polymerase II-specific. The transcript has 6 exons. Gene Ontology annotation, biological process: hemopoiesis; neuron differentiation; regulation of transcription by RNA polymerase II. Bases 289 to 1647 code for a protein of 452 amino acids. Gene Ontology annotation, cellular component: nucleus. The record is from RefSeq and is a predicted model, not a curated record. NCBI's taxonomy places the organism in Eukaryota, Metazoa, Chordata, Actinopteri, Cypriniformes, Cyprinidae.